AUGCGCUCCAAACAGGCCACACCCUGGAUGGCCUCUACUUUCUGUCUCCUGGGUUUCAGGUUAGCAAGCCUGAGGCAAAGCAACCUGGACAAUGUGGGUCAUAGGAUGGCUUCCAAGCCAGAACUGGAAAGUGACCACACUGCAGUGUAUGACCAGGCUGACCCCUUCCUUGCCCACCUCCCUGGAGAGGAUCGAAAAUUCGACCUGGUUACGAAUAAAGAAAGGAGUACAGCGAAUUCCAAUUGCCCUUCGGCGGAAAGAAAGCUCAGCGGCAGUUUUGCAGAGAAGGGAAGAGGCCAGAGAGUGGGCGUCCGGGCUGGAGUAACCAGACCGUCCCUGUGGCCGCAGUCCCUGCCCCACCGCUGGGUGGCGAGUGUGAGCCCCUCUCCGUCCUUCCCGAUCCCACAAAGUAGCGCUACAACAAACGGCGUUUCUCUCCCCCUGGCUCGCGCUCUUGGCACUCUCGGGGGCUUGAAGGAAGCAGGAAAUAGUUUGAGUCACAAUAAUACACAGGAGCAGCAGCCGAGGCCACUCGCGCCCGCCCAUUCCCGGGGCCGCCUCCAGCACUCUGGCCGGGCGAGGCGCCUCCGGCAACGCGCGAGGAAAGCGCAGGGGACACCGGCCCAGCAGCCGGCGCCGCGUCGGAGGCGCCCAAGCGCCUGGCAGAGCCACCCUCGCCCAGCGCCGGACUCCGCCAACUGCAGCCACUACCCGCUUCCAGGGUUUGAAGUACAGCAUUAUUAUCAUCUCCCUGUGAGUGGGACUGGCACCCCAGCUGUACCUCCUGGCGGAAGUGCUCCACAAAACACAGACUCCUGCUAG
Molecule: messenger RNA, 822 nt
Organism: Phacochoerus africanus (Common warthog)
Lineage: Eukaryota; Metazoa; Chordata; Mammalia; Artiodactyla; Suidae
Exons: 5
Coding region: 1-822 (273 amino acids)
Source: RefSeq, a predicted model, not a curated record